CAUGUGACGCAGGCAGCUACAAGCGCAUAUCCUCGCCCUCUCUUGUUGAAUAAAGGCCUGGGCGAAGUGGAUUCCCUUCGGAUAUGGUCACCCCUGACAACAUGCCAGCCGAAGGGGGUGGACAGAGGGGCCCUCUGUUCGAUCGAAACGGGGUGCCGGGUGCGUCUAGCACCCCGGUUGAUAUGGACGCGGCAAUCGUGCUACUGGGAGCCGGGGUAACGGCGAUCACGCAUCCGCUGCUCUACGUGAAACUGCUAAUUCAGGUCGGGCAUGAGCCCCUAGCCCCGACAGUAGGGACCACCAUGUUUGGAAGGAAAGUGCUGUACCUUCCUGGAUUCUUCUCCUAUGCUCGUUACAUCAUAAAAGUUGACGGGAAGAGUGGCCUUUUCCGCGGCCUGUCACCCCGGGUCGUGUCCAGCACCAUCUCCACCAUGGUGCGCAGCAAGGUCAAACAGGCAGUCCCUAUGGAAGAUGCAGAGCAUGUUUCCAACAGGGAUGACCUGAAGACAUCCUUGAGGAAGGUGGUGAAAGAGACCUCGCACGAAAUGGUUGUGCAAUGCCUGUCCAGAAUCGCCACCCACCCCUUCCAUGUCAUUUCUGUGCGCUGCAUGGCCCAGUUUGUGGGGAGGGAAGUCAAGUACAGGGGCCUGUUCAGCUGCAUCGCCAAAAUCUUCCAGGAGGAAGGUGUGGCAGGUUUUUUCGUUGGCCUUGUGCCCCACGUCUUGGGCGAGGUGAUCUUCCUUUGGUGCUGUAACCUGCUGGCCCACUUCAUCAACACCUACGCUGUGGAUGACAACUUCAGCCAAGCCCCAGCAGUGAGGAGCUACACUAAGUUUGUGAUGGGGAUCGCAGUCAGCGUGCUGACGUAUCCCUUCAUGCUUGUGGCAGACCUCAUGGCAGUCAACAACUGUGGGCUGGCGGCGGGUCUCCCCCCGAACUCCCCCAUAUUCAAGUCCUGGGUCCAUUGCUGGAGGCACCUCAGCGUCCAGGGUCAGCUGUUCCGCGGCUCCAGCUUCUUCUUCCGCAGAGUGCCUGUGGCGGUUACAGCCUUGGAGUGACCUCACUCUCGACCUCGCCCGCGACCUUGGAGCAACCUCACCUUUGACCCCGGUGUGACCUCCACCACUGUUUGCCCUUAAACCUGGAAUUUACGAGGAGAAAAAAAGAAAAAAAUCAGCCAAAACCCCAUUCUUUUUGUUUUACAUUCAGGGGGGAAUGCAAAAUAGAGUCGAGGCGUCCCUACACUAAUUUAUGUCACUGUUUGUUUACUUUUAAGCUACACGCAUAGUUGGAUUUUGCCAGAUGAAGUGUUCAUCUUCAGCGUGCAGUAGGUUUUGGCACUGGUAAUUACCACCAAGACAAACUUCAGAAGAUGUGUCCUGUACUCUUCGGGCUGUCUGUUUAAACAAAUGUAGGCUGUUACAUCUCAGAAAGGUGUUUUUUUUUCUGUCAUCAGCCAGUUGAAGUUUAAAAUCUGAAAUAACAAAUACGGCGGUUUAAUCCCGCCAUACUUUUUAAAAACACAGUAUGUCCUCUUGGUACUUGGAAUUCAAGGCUGUAUGUCAGCAAAUGGCAGCAUAUUUUAAAACAAAUUCCAGAACAAUAUUGUGACAGCUGGAGUGGGCACCAGGUUUGCAGUCACUACCAGAAACAGGAGACAGGGAGUACAGGGAAGUUGGCAGUGUGGUGCAAUGGUUAAGAUGCUGAGCCUGGAAUCGAAGGUUGCAGGUUCAGUUCUUCAAUUCACACUUGUCCAAGGUACUUAACAGGUAUAAAAAUGGAAAAUAUGUGAAAAAAUGUAAGAUGCACAACUCAUGCUGGAAUUGAAAAGUACUUUAUGGGUCCACCAUUUCACUAACCAUGGCUGAAUUCUGAAAUGCAUGUUUUCCAGAGAACAGAUCUUAAACUGAUGUUGAGUGCAUUUAAAAUACAAAAAAAGUAAGGUAUGGUAAAACAUGAAAUCAAAAAUAUAAUGAGUGUCUGCUGUAUGUCAAAAUAUACUACAUAUAUUGUUAUAGUUAUUGCCACAUUCAUGUGUAAUUUUAUGAGUAUGCUCUUGAGCAUAUUGUAGUGGACAUGUUGGAAAAUACAUUCUCUAUUGUAUGUGUAAACCUUUAUACAUGAAAGUGGCAAUGUUUGCGGAAUAUAUAUUGACAUAUAUGUUGUAUACUUUGAUGUGGGGAAUGAUACGCCUGUAUACAGUAUAUUGAUGACGCAUACAGCUAUUUUCAUAGGAGCAAAUUUACACUCCUCUUCCAGAAACAGUAGUAGUAGUGGAAAUCUCAGAUUUUGUGUGCUCCCCUAAAAUCUUGUAUGACUUUUGAUGUGAAGUCCAUGGUCUUUACCAUUGUAUUACCUUGUGUUUCUCAAGCCAUUCCUCAAUAUUUAUCUUUCUCUUCGUAACUGCUGUGUUGCCCUAGAGUAUUUCAGGGUUUGUGCCCAUGUGUGAAAAGAGCAUGAAGUUGAGAGUGAAGAGAAGAUGUGCUUGCACGCUGUCUCACUUCUUGGUUUGAAGCACUUUAAAAAAAAACUUUUGAAAAUAGUACUGAGUUUGUUUCCAAUAAGCUAAAUGAAAAAAAAAAACUCUACAGCCUAAUCCUUUAAUGUUUUAUAAUCACUUUUUUGGGUUUUUGUUUUUUAAAAUGCCACAGAUAUUCUUUGUGUGAGGCGUGGUGUUCAUGUGUCUUUAAUUGGAUGUUCUUACAGUUUGGAAUCAGAUUUGCCUUGAAAACCAAUCUGAGCCAAAACAAAAAUGGAUUUCCUGUAACUUUUUUGUUGAGAGGUUGUGCGCACAUUAACUGAAAUACAGUGCAUAGUGUUUUGUCAGUGGUCUUUGUGCUUGUGAAGGUUCCAUGCCCAUUCUCAUAUCCAGGCGGGUCAGCCAUUCCAUUUCCACUGUUGUGAGACAACACACACACUCACACACACACACACACACACGAGAUUGUUCAGAAGACUUAGUUCUGAAGCAGGUCACCAGCCAACUCUCAUGCUUCUCUUUGUUGUACCUAUUCUCUCUCUCUCUACUGUCACACACAUCUGUGCUAAUCACAGUGAACCGCUUGCUUGCUGUUCAUCAGCGGCUCCAUUAGAUUGAAUACCCCCCGCGACUCACGCGUAUCCCCAGGCUUUUUCUCUCUGUUGUGGGAAAAGGCUUUGUGGGUUACCCACAGGCCUGGACAGGCCACCGUGCCACACACAGAGUGACCCCCGCCCCCGUCCCCGCCGGCGCUUCUCUGUUAGGGGGGACUUCCACAGCAGUCCUGCCCCGUUCCCAGCCUUACGUAACAAACAAUAGUCAGCCGGAUGGCUGCUGCUGGAUUUUACACAGGCUUAACGGUCAGGUAACUCCAUGCAAACACAGAGGCAUUAGAAUACCAAAAAACAAUCAGCAUGACAGAGCUCCGGCAGUCUCUAUCACACUCCUCAUCGUAUCGAACUCAGCAGGGGGGGAGGGAUUUAUUUUUAAUCUGAAAUUUUUUUAAAGGAGGGAUCAGGAAACCUCUUGUGCAUGCUGGUAGUCCCAGAGUAAUCGCAUAUUACAGUGUUUCCAAAGCAUUGUGCAAAGGUUUUGCUUAAAAGGGGUAUGGGGGGAAAUUUUAUGUUGAACUGAGUCAAGUGUUCUUAUCUGAGAAUAUUUGCAAAGUUUCCUUCGCUGCUCAAGAAGAUCAUUAUUCUCACUGACAAGUAUAUUUUCAGUUCAAAUCAGUAGUUAAUAUUCUCUACAACACAGUCCAGUUUUUAAUUGGUUAAUCAUACUUGAGAGUGCGUUUAAAAUUAUUUGGGACUACUCUUAAGACAUCUAUUCCUUUGAGGUUUUAUCAAGUAGAACUGAGGGGGUAUUCAGUCUAUCCACCAUGGCACUUUCUUCAUGACUUUUCAGUAAGGGAUUUAAGCGUUCUUUUUUUU
Molecule: messenger RNA, 3909 nt
Organism: Megalops cyprinoides (Indo-Pacific tarpon)
Lineage: Eukaryota; Metazoa; Chordata; Actinopteri; Elopiformes; Megalopidae
Product: mitochondrial carrier homolog 1-like
Exons: 12
Coding region: 84-1058 (324 amino acids)
Biological process (GO): positive regulation of apoptotic process
Cellular component (GO): membrane; mitochondrion
Source: RefSeq, a predicted model, not a curated record